CUCCGCAGUUUUGUUACAAGAUUCGCGAAGCUUUUUGCGCCUGUCAGGAUUAUUUUGUGCCUCGCGUCGGCUAUUUCUUUGGAGACUGCGUUGUGAAGUCGAAGGGUAGAGCAAGACACCUGCAUGCAGAUAUCACGUCGGCGGGCGAGCCUGGGUCAGUCUUUAGCCUGCGCUCCAACCGUCCAGGUGUAUUGUAUUUCACGCCGCUCCAAAUGAUUUACUCCAAAUUAGCUACUCACUUUCUACUCAUACUUCUCGUAUUCUCAGCACUUCCCCAAGGUGGUGAGAGCAAAGUCGACGAAAAAGAAAAGGAAAAAUUAGAAAACGAAGAUAAUCACAAACAUAAGCACCACAGCCAUCAUAAAUGGGACUACUCGCGACAAGGCCAGGAGAGUUGGCGGCACCACCAUUCGGAAUGCGGUGGUGAAGGUCAGUCGCCCAUCAAAAUUUCAACAAAGCACGCAGUCCCAGCGCCUUACCCAGCCCUCGAAAUGGUUGGUUACCACAACCCUCUUCCAGCGCCGGUCACCCUCACCAAUAAUGGCCACUCUGUGUCUCUGAAUGCCGCUAAACCCAACGAUGAAGAUGACGAGCCGAUUCCGUAUAUAUUCGGAGGGCCUUUGAAAGGCGAAUACGAAAUGGUCGGGCUUCACUUCCACUGGGGACGGCGCAACAACAGGGGGUCCGAGCACAUCAUCAACUCCAUACGGUUUGCCAUGGAGCUGCACAUUAUCCACAGAAACAGAAAAUACGAAACGAUCACCGAGGCACUUAAACACAGAGACGGACUCACUGUGCUCGCCUUUUUCUUUUCGGCAGGAGAGAGAGGCAACGCCCGUCUUGAUACCCUGAUUCAGAGUUUGCCCUUGGUCAAGAACAUUGGCGAUAAAGUGACCUUGGAACACCCCUUGCCCUUAGCUUGGAUGCAACCUCGAGACAUUGAUACUUUUUACUCCUACAGAGGCUCACUGACCACCCCACCCUGUUCGGAAGCCGUCACUUGGAUUCUUUUUCCACAACCCCUUCACGUCUCUUUUGACCAAAUGGAUCUUUUUAGGAAACUUUCUUUUGGGGAAGAGCCAAUGGUGGACAACUUCAGACAUCCGCAACCGAUUUCUGGGAGAACGAUUUAUGUUCAUCGGCUUGCCAACGGAACUCGAUUCCACAACCAUAAUCAUUUUCAUAGAUCAAAGUGAUAUCAAAUUUUACUUUGCAAUCGAAUUAAUUUUCACACACAAAAUUCAUAAGUGCCAUGGAUGUAUGUAAAUAUAUGAAAAUUUAAAAUAGGAAAGAAUGGCUGUAAUUUAAAUCUGAUUGAAAUAGAUUUGAUCCUAUUUAAAAUGCAACAAUUUAUUUGACUAUG
Messenger RNA from Neocloeon triangulifer, 1363 nucleotides. RefSeq names its product carbonic anhydrase 2-like. Gene Ontology annotation, molecular function: zinc ion binding; carbonate dehydratase activity. Lineage: Eukaryota; Metazoa; Arthropoda; Insecta; Ephemeroptera; Baetidae. The record is from RefSeq and is a predicted model, not a curated record. Gene Ontology annotation, cellular component: cytoplasm. The transcript has 7 exons. Bases 213 to 1196 code for a protein of 327 amino acids.